AAGUGACCAGAAACCACUUCUGGUCCCAAAUGUUGAAAACACUGGAUUUUUAUACUCUGUGACUAUUUUACAUUAUUAUUAAACAAAAACCGGACAGGGUUUACCGGACGCGGGUUUUCGUUAUUUUUGAAAAUUAGUUGGAAAGUGUUUUUUUUAUUUCCUAAAAUGUAUUUAAAGUGUUUUUUAGUUUUAUUUAUUAUCGGAUAUAUUAAAGCUGAUUAUAUGUAUCCUUCAUCAGCAUCUUGUGGAUUUCCACGUUUAGCGAAUGGAAGAGUGCGAGUGAGACAGAAAUCUAGAUUAGUGAAGUUCAUUUGUUCGCCGCGGUACGAGUUGGUUGGCAAUAAAUAUGCCACAUGCAGAGGUUCGCAGUGGGACGUGCCAUUGCCUGUUUGUGUCCGUUCUGGAUGCACCGUACCUUCUAUAGAGAAUGGAGUUGAAAUUCCUUCAAGACAAAACGCUUGGGUGGUCUUCUUCUGUCUGCCCGGACACAAGAUGAUAGGCUCUUCGACUAUAUACUGUGAUGGAAGGAAAUGGAAUGGAACUGCACCAUCAUGUGUUGAUGCAACAUCAUCUGGUCUACCAAAAUGUGACUUCGAAGAUCCCAAUAUCUGCGGUUGGAUGCAGGAUGAUCUGCACGACUUCGACUGGACAAGGCUGAACCAUAAAUCGCCUUCUUACUUCCUCUUCACUGGACCUUCGUAUGAUCAUACCUACGGGAAAGGGGGUUCAGGUUACUACAUGUAUAUUGAGAGUACUUCAAGAUUACAAAAUGAUACAGCUCGCCUCAUAUCGCCAAUAUACGAUGGCGGAUUGGCUAAAGAUGGCUGCUUUGUAUUCUUCUACCAUAUGUAUGGAAAAACGACUGGUGGUCUCCGUGUGUACCAGAAACCGGAAAACUACGCUCUCAGUUCCCUCCUCAGUCUGAACAGUAGCGAGAAACAGAAGUACAUACUGUUCGAGAAAUGGGGAAACCAGGGUAACACUUGGUACGACGCAGUCCUACCGCUUGUGGACUUCUCAGAUAAUUUUCAGAUUGUGAUCGAAGGUAUCCGAGGGUCUAGUUUCACCAGCGACAUCGCAGUAGACGACGUGGCUAUCCUGCAAGGCAAGAACUGCACCGCCGCCCAGCUUGAUGCCACAACUCCCUCCGUAUUACUAUCGGAUUCCUGUGUUGGUCGUUGCGACCUGCUGGGUACCCAAAAGACCGGCAAUGGCUGCAGCUGCACAGCUUCUUGUUUCGCAGAAGAAACGUGCUGUGUUGAUUUCUUCGACACUUGUAUAUUUUCUAAUGAUGGCGAUACUAACAACGAUGACAAUGCAAGCAAUACUACAGAAAUAGCGCCACAAACGCAAAAAUUAAUAGCCAGUUCAUCAGAAACUACCUCAACUACAAUCACAACAACUACAACCACUACCCCAAGAACUACCUCAACAAAAAGAACAACAACUACUACUUCUACUACUACAACAACAGCUAAACCAACAACCGCUAAACCAACAACUGCUAAAUCAACAACAACUAAACCAACAACUACUUCAACAACUUCAACAACCACAACAACUAAACCUAAAGUCACUAAGGUUGUUGAUACAGGUGUUGUUAAUAAAACAAAUCCAAUAAACAAAUCCUCAACAACACAACAAUCUACAACAACAACAAUAUUACCCACAACAACUGUUAAAACAACUAGCGCCAAAGUUCAGAUAGAUUACUCUUACACGACAAUACAAGACGUAUUUCAAGAUGAGGUUAAAAAAGAAACAAACGAUGAAAAAAUUGGAGAAAAAGAGCAACAUACUAUAGUAUACGCGAAAGAACCUAAAAAAUCUGGUAGUCUGAAGACGAGUCUUAUAUCAUUAUUAGCAAUAUUAUGUUGCAUUGGUUUAGUUUGGUUAGUUUUGGAGGUUAGAAGUUCCCGUGGUCGACGUACAUUGGCGCGUAUUCGAGGUCAUAUCACCAGCGAUCCAGAGGUUCGAUAUUUAUCAACUGAUGUAGACGAUGAUUAAAUUAUUUUAUAAAAAUUA
This is a messenger RNA of Papilio machaon (common yellow swallowtail), 2025 nucleotides long. RefSeq names its product MAM and LDL-receptor class A domain-containing protein 1 (gene Scr-c). Bases 166 to 2007 code for a protein of 613 amino acids. Lineage: Eukaryota; Metazoa; Arthropoda; Insecta; Lepidoptera; Papilionidae. The record is from RefSeq and is a predicted model, not a curated record. Gene Ontology annotation, cellular component: membrane. The transcript has 10 exons.